AUGGCCUCCCCACCACCUGGACAGCAAACAGAGCAGCCUCAUCUCGUUUCUCUAGUUCUGCAAUCUAAGAAAGCACUUCAACACGGCCAACAACUUUGUUCCAAGGCUAAUAGCCUUUCAAACGCGUCCGCGCAAUGUUCGCUAGACGUGCUUACACUAGACGCGAAAGUUAAGUGGAUCACAGAGGCCGUCCUUGAGCAGCUCAAGCUUGCGGCGAAUGUUGCUAAGAGUAUUGAGUAUAAGCGUGCUCAGCUGGAUAAGCAAGUUAAGGCAUGGGAUAUUGUGCGCUCGAAACGUACUGAGGCCCUCGACAAUAUCCUCGAGUCCCUAGGGGCCCAGCUAGUACCACCUGGUUUCCACCAGUCUUCCUCUGGUUCUUCCCUGUUCGGAAGUCAACACUCCAUUGAUGGCAAGAAUGGCAAUGCACUUUUCAAUGCACAGCAGAGCCCUUCCGCCACUGUGCGGGAUAACCCGUUCGACCGUCACGGCAAGAACGCAGACCGGACCAAGUGGAAGACACUGCGCGACUUCGUGGAUGAGAGUGCUAUUGAAAACGUGCUGGACACACUAGAGAGUGACAGAACAAGGCUAGACGAUAUUAUGGCUUCAACGUAUGAUUACCCAGAAACUCUCUCGGCUGCUAUAUCGUCCAUUCGCGAGUCUCUUCCAUCGUCUAGUAACGUACCUUCGAUAGAGGACAUAUUGAAUGCACAGCAGCAGCCUUCGGAGCUCAUGGCACGCCACCUCAGUAGUCUUACUUCCCACUAUGAGCAAAUGGCAGACGCGUUGAAAGAAAGCGAAGCUGGAGAGAUAUUUGGCGAGGAGGACUUACAAGACAUGAACCGUGAUACGGAAGAGCUACCUUCUAUCAUGGCUGAACUAGAAGAACAAGUACUCUCGAUCGAAGAUACUCACCAACAACUGGUGACAGCAAAUACAGCUGCUCAAGAACGACUAACCACACAAUCUAUAACUCUCGAUAACCUCGACGAGCUAGGUGAGAUCAUGUCUGACAUGUUACAGAAGCAACAAGAUGUCGAGAAUGAUUGCCAAGAGCUUCUCGACGGCCUCCAGGAGCGACUUCUCAUCGUUGAAGACCUUCAUCACCGUUUUAUCCAGUACCAAACUUCAUUUAAGAAACUCCUUGUUGAGAUCGGAAGGAGAAGACAGUACAAAGAAGCAGUAGAGAAGGUUGUCGAGGGGAUGGUCCUGGAAUUAAGGGCAAUGACUGAAGAAGAACGUCAGGUAAGAGAAGAUUUCAAUGCAGAGCAUGGGCGACAUAUCCCAGAAGACAUCUGCUUGUGUAUCGAGAAUCCACCAACGAGAUGGGAUGUUGUGCCUCGGGAAGGGGAUGUGCGAGAGAGCCUGCCUGAGGUAGAAAGUGAUCUCCUGGCGCAGGCAAAGGAAAAGUUGGCCGUGGUAGAUGUGUCAUCAGCCGGUACUGAGAGUGUGUAG
This is a messenger RNA of Suillus plorans, 1455 nucleotides long. Its product is annotated as autophagy-related protein 17. Gene Ontology annotation, biological process: autophagosome assembly; autophagy of peroxisome; piecemeal microautophagy of the nucleus. The record is from RefSeq and is a predicted model, not a curated record. Gene Ontology annotation, cellular component: phagophore assembly site; Atg1/ULK1 kinase complex. Lineage: Eukaryota; Fungi; Basidiomycota; Agaricomycetes; Boletales; Suillaceae. The coding region runs from base 1 to 1455 and encodes 484 amino acids. Gene Ontology annotation, molecular function: molecular adaptor activity; protein kinase activator activity. The transcript has 9 exons.